This is a messenger RNA of Sodiomyces alkalinus F11, 1779 nucleotides long. Its product is annotated as signal peptide peptidase family protein. The transcript is spliced from 2 exons. Gene Ontology annotation, molecular function: aspartic endopeptidase activity, intramembrane cleaving. Bases 1 to 1779 code for a protein of 592 amino acids. Gene Ontology annotation, cellular component: membrane; lumenal side of endoplasmic reticulum membrane; cytoplasmic side of endoplasmic reticulum membrane. Gene Ontology annotation, biological process: membrane protein proteolysis. The record is from RefSeq and is a predicted model, not a curated record. Lineage: Eukaryota; Fungi; Ascomycota; Sordariomycetes; Glomerellales; Plectosphaerellaceae.
AUGGCUUCUCCCGAGCCCACGCCCGCGAGUCCUCUGUUUGACGAGGUCCGAAUCGACAUCGACGAUACCAUCUCUGGUGAUCAUACCUCAUCAGCUACCAUCAACCCCAUCUGGGGAGAUCCUGGCCUCUUGUUGAUGCACGCUAGGAUCAUCCUCACUUCGCUCGCCAUCAUCUACACCGGUGCACACGCUUCGCUUAAGCGCCCGGCUUCUGCUGCACCUGCUCGCGGGGGAAAGUCCGGCUCCGGGAAACAUAAGAAGAAAGAGGAGGAGGAACAGCAGAUGCACGGAUUGGUGCUCUCGGACGCGAUCCUCCUCCCCGUUUUCGCCGGGGCCACUCUCGUGGGCCUGUACUAUCUUAUCCAGUGGCUCAACGAUCCCGAACUCCUUAACAAGAUCCUUCGGGUCUACUUAUCCUUCAUGGGGGUCGCCAGCAUGACGACUCUCGUUGCCGAUGGCAUUCAGUUGGCCACCAGUUUUGUGUUCCCCAACUAUUUUCGGGUCAGGGGUGCCCUAUAUCACGUCGACGGCGUGGAGAACCGCGUUGUUGUUCUUCGCCCUGGCGGUCCGACCCGGCAAGUCUCGGCCCGGGCCGGAGGGGAUCGGGAGGGGUCCUUCCAUUCUCCGGUCCCUUGGCGGUUUGGAUGGCUGCAGGGCCGCAAGACGGCAGGGUUCCUUUGGCAGUUGCGUCAUCUCCUUACGGAACAGUGGACGGUGAAGCUCCGACUUCAUGGUGUUAUCGAUGAGAAGCUCAAGGUCCGGUUCAGCCACAUCGUGGGCUUCGUCGCCGCUGUGGUUAUGGUGGCUACUUACAACGUCACUACUUCGAAGAUGCUCGGCAACAUCAUGGGCUAUGCGUUUUGUUACGGCACGCUUCUCCUCCUUUCUCCCACGAGUUUCUGCAUCGGCAGUCUUGUCCUGGCUGGUCUCUUCGUCUACGAUAUCGUCAUGGUCUUUUAUACCCCGUUCAUGAUCACUGUGGCCACCAAAUUAGACGCUCCUAUUAAACUCACCUUCGACUCUGGCAGGAGGUCUAGUAUCCUGGGUCUUGGGGACAUUAUUCUCCCAGGGCUCGUCAUGGGCCUAGCCCUCCGCUUCGACCUUUGGCGCUACUAUCAAACAAGAAUUACGUACGUAGAGACCGAACUGGUGACAGAGUCUAGAGACGCCUCUUCUGGCGACGUCAUGGUCACGAAGGACCGCGGACAUGUCGCGAAGAAAGCGCCCUACAUUAACGCCACGGGGAACUGGGCCGACCGCUUUUGGGUCUCCUCGUGGCCCGGCAUGGGCUCGAGCCCAGGUGACGAUGCGCCCGAAGCCGUGCAGGUGGCGUCAUUUCCCAAGACAUACUUUUACGCUUCUGUCUUCGGCUACACUGUGGGCCUCCUCGUCACCCUGGCCAUGGUCGUCAUGUUUCAGCACGGUCAACCCGCACUGUUCUACCUCGUCCCGGGAGUCGUCGGCUCGCUGUGGCUGACGGCCUGGGCCAGGGGCGAAGUAGACGACAUGUGGAAGUACACGGAAGAUGGCAGCCAGGACACGGAGGAUGUAGUCGUGGAGCUGGAUGGUCGGGGGAAUGUGGUCAAGGAGCUUCAGAGGGCCAACGAUGCGGAGGGAAAAGUAAAGUCAAACGAGGAAGAGGAAGAGGAAGGGGAGGGGGGACAAAAGGGUGCCAGGGGGGUCGAAAAGACACUGACCGAGCGUGGGACCAAUGGUUUCCUCUUUUCGAUUCGAGCACCGUCUCCGCGGGGGACUGGACGGACCAAGAGGGAGGCUUGA